Lotus japonicus is the source of this 1837-nucleotide messenger RNA. Its product is annotated as diacylglycerol kinase 5. Gene Ontology annotation, molecular function: ATP-dependent diacylglycerol kinase activity. Bases 167 to 1615 code for a protein of 482 amino acids. NCBI's taxonomy places the organism in Eukaryota, Viridiplantae, Streptophyta, Magnoliopsida, Fabales, Fabaceae. The transcript is spliced from 13 exons. The record is from RefSeq and is a predicted model, not a curated record.
ACACUCAAACAUUAUUCCACAUUGGGUCCCCACACAGAUCCCAAAGCGAAUAGAAGAUACCUCCCCUUAAUUAAUCAAUUGCAGAUCCAAAUUCCAAAGUCAACUUGUGCGCUUUAUCUUCUUCAAUCCACAUCGUUUCUGCAUCAACCUCUCCAGUUUUGCAGCAAUGGCUUCUGACUUCUUGAACAACUUUAAGAUUCCUGAUUACAUUUUUGUACCUGAGUCCAAGGUUGACAACGAUGGUGGACAUGUACCUCAAUGUCCGGUGCUGGUUUUUGUCAACUCCAAGAGUGGUGGUCAGCUCGGAGGGGACCUUUUACAAACAUGCCGUACGGUUCUUAAUCAAAAACAGGUUUUUGAUUUGGGGGAACAUGCUCCUGAUAAGGUGCUGAGGACAAUCUAUGCUAAUUUGGAAAGACUUAAGAUCCGAGGCGAUGAGUUUGCUGUAAAGAUCAUGGAGAGGUUGAAGUUAAUUGUUGCAGGAGGAGAUGGAACAGCAGGUUGGCUGCUUGGAGUUGUUUGUGAUCUCAAAUUAUCUCAUCCGCCACCGAUAGCUACUGUUCCAUUGGGCACGGGGAAUAACCUACCUUUCGCGUUUGGUUGGGGUAAGAGGAACCCAGGGACAGAUCGAAGCUCGGUUGAAGCAUUCUUAGGUCAAGUCUUGAAAGCUAAGGAAAUGAAGAUAGACAACUGGCAUAUUCUCAUGAGGAUGAGAGCUCCAAAAGAAGGUACCUGUGAUCCGAUUCCACCACUUGAGCUCCCACAUUCUUUGCAUGCCUUCCAUCGUGUAUCUGAAGCCGAUGAGCUUAACAUGGAAGGCUGCCACACUUUUCGUGGGGGAUUUUGGAAUUACUUUAGCAUGGGAAUGGAUGCUCAAGUGUCUUACGCAUUUCAUUCUGAACGAAAGAUGAAUCCUGAAAAAUUCAAAAACCAGUUGACUAAUCAGAGUACUUAUCUUAAGCUUGGAUGCACUCAAGGAUGGUUUUUUGCUUCUCUAUCCCAACCUGCUUCCAGGAACACAGGACAACUUACAAAAGUAAAAUUCAUGAAAAGACAUGGUCAAUGGGAAGACUUGGACAUUCCUCCCAGCAUCCGGUCAAUUGUAUGUCUUAACUUGCCCAGCUUUUCUGGUGGAUUAAAUCCAUGGGGCACACCGAACAGGAAAAAGCAGCGUGACAGAGAUUUGACACCACCAUAUGUGGAUGAUGGGCUUCUAGAGAUUGUUGGUUUUAGAAAUGCGUGGCACGGGCUUGUUAUGCUUGCUCCAAAUGGUCAUGGAACUCGUCUUGCUCAGGCACACAGAAUCCGGUUUGAGUUUCGCAAAGGUGCGGCAGAUCAUACAUUCAUGAGGAUCGAUGGAGAACCAUGGAAGCAACCUCUUCCAGUUGAUGAUGAUACUGUUGUGGUAGAGAUUUCUCACCAUGGCCAGGUUAACAUGCUUGCCACUCAUAUUUGCAAGUCUAAAAGUGUGUAUGACCCGUCAUCUCCACAUCAUGAUGAUGAGGAAGAUGACAGUGAAGAUGAAGAAGAUUCUUUAGCUGAGGAAUUUCGGAAGUUUGGUGCAGCAGAUACAUUUAAAAUCCCAGAUGAGGUUGAUCUUUCUCAACUUAGUUAGGUCCUUCACUAUUAAGCCAUUCUUCAGUGUUAUGUGGUUGACAAUUACUAAACUAGUUAACCCCUUCCCAAAAUUUGUUAUUACUUCAAUUGAUGUAACAACCAGUUAGCUCAAUUCUAGCACUAGCAGCAUUGUGGCUGAAAAUAUGAUAACUCCUUUGAGAUACAAUAACUGAUUCAUCCUCAACAUAUUUUGCCGUUGAAAUACAUAGAUUUCAAGUAA